Messenger RNA from Drosophila mojavensis, 567 nucleotides. Its product is annotated as enhancer of rudimentary homolog. The record is from RefSeq and is a predicted model, not a curated record. Bases 110 to 544 code for a protein of 144 amino acids. The transcript has 3 exons. NCBI's taxonomy places the organism in Eukaryota, Metazoa, Arthropoda, Insecta, Diptera, Drosophilidae.
CUCGAUAACACGUCUUUACAUUAUUGCCAUUCGAUAUAUUUUCCAUUUCAUUUUCACAGCAUACUAUAAUAAUUGCUAGAGAAUCAGAAUUAUUUAGAAAUCGAUUGCCAUGUCGCACACCGUGUUAUUAGUGCACCCGAAGAAAAGUCCACAGACGCGCACCUAUAGCGAGUUCAAGACGCUGGAUGAAUGCUUGGAGGCUGUCUGCAAUAUCUAUGAGGAGCACCUGAAGCGUAAAUACCCCAAUAUGCCCACCAUAACGUAUGACAUAAAGCAACUGUUCGACUUCAUCGACUCCUUCGUGGAUAUCUGCUGUCUGGUGUAUCAGAAGAGCACGGACAGCUAUUCGCCCUACGGCAGGGAAUGGAUCAAGGACAAGAUCUAUGAGCGGUUUCGACACGCAGCUAUAAAUAACAAAGGAAAGCAAAUCAGAUACGAACAAGUGGAGAAAAAAAAAAACAAAAGAAACAAUCAAUUAAUUAAUCACCAGCAACAAGAGAGGAGCAUUAAGUAUAAUCGCUUCUCGGGGAGUGUGCAGCAAUAAAAAGUAAUACACUUAAACGUAAA